UAGUAUUGGAGGUGUUACAUUAGUUAUAAAUGCGCAUUGUUUUUGCAUUCAUUCUUUCAAGAUUUUUCGCAGCUUUCUCCUUUUGGUAUACAUGAUUAUGACACGACUAUUUCCUUUUUGCUUCUUGUUUUUGACAGCAUUAACAGCUUUUAUAGAAGCACAUUACGUCGAGUGUCAUGGAUGUUUCUACGGGAAUAAAUGCCGCAAAAACAAGCAAAGAUGGUUUGAAAAGACAACAGCUAGCUGUGCCUGGAAAAGCUGUGAGCUUAUUGGUGUAGUUCAAUGGCAAAUAAUUACAAAUUCUGUGUAUUGUCGGAGGGAAGAUGGUACGUGUAUUAGGAAAGAUACAACUUGGGUGACCUUCGAAAACGGUAUAUGCUGGACUCACGAGUGCAAAUAUUUGGGAAUUAAACGCGUUGAUAUCUCAUCAAAAUCAGGUGGAAUAUGUUUACGUCAAAAGAGAGACUUACCAAUCGCAAACCGAAGCGAAAACCAAACCAGUUUAUUAUAAACUGAUGAAAGAGGAGAUAAUAAUUUUACGGGGCUAAGACUUAAUUAUUGUCAUAUAAUCAGAACCGAACAACGAGUGAGAAGCAAUGUAGUAAUGUAAUAAACUAAUU
This is a messenger RNA of Octopus bimaculoides (California two-spot octopus), 620 nucleotides long. RefSeq lists its product as uncharacterized. The record is from RefSeq and is a predicted model, not a curated record. NCBI's taxonomy places the organism in Eukaryota, Metazoa, Mollusca, Cephalopoda, Octopoda, Octopodidae.